AUGUAGGCGAAUUUACCAGGUGGAAAUGGCCAUCUUAAGGAUAGUUUAAAAAUAAAUUAAAUUUUAUAUCUUGGAGCUCAUAAUGCACCUAUGUCAACAUUCUAUGGUUGGGUUUAUGCUUAACAAAAUGUAUCAUUAACAGAAUAGUUUGUAAAAUAUGGUGCUAGACAUUUUAAAACUCCAUUGCGUUGUUGUUUCUUAGAUGGGAAACCCGAAGUAUAAUUUAUCUACUAGAUGAGAUUGUUGUUGCACAUGAAAUAAGAGGAAUCAAAGUUGUUGGAUCAGUGUUUUUUAGAGAGGAUUGAAAAAUCCAGAGAAAGCAAUAGAUCGUCUUAAAGAAUUGUUUGAUUUAGCAUAAAAGUAUCCAAAUGAAAUCAUGAUUGUCAAGUUUGAAACUUAUUUGUUAUGUAAUACUGAAACUAAUGGUACGAAAGGAUGGAGUAGUUAAUAAGUUACUACCAUGCUUCAUAAUUUAUUAGUUGCUCUAAAAGCAGAUUAAAGAGCUAUAACAUUUGAAUAGAUGAUCCUCCAACUUUAGGUUGGUGUAGGAAAAACAAAAAGAAUAUUCUAACAUAAAUUCAACCAUCUCGAUAGCACCGUUGUUAAUUAACUAAAUACACACAUGAUUUUGAUUAUGUAUGCUUUUAAGUAGAUUGGGAAACUAAUCCCUUAGAAGAUGAAAAGCCUUCUUAUAAAUAAAUUUAUAAGCAUUUCUUUGAAAUUCACCUAAACCCUCAAUAUUCAUUAAAGUAAAAAUUUUAAAUUAAACAUAAGACUUAAUUACUCAUAUAGUACAACAUAUAAUUCCUAUGAGCAUGUCAAAAAGCGUUUUUUAUAACAUAAUCGCUAUUACCAAAAAAUGCCUAAUUUUAUGGUAGCUGAUUGUGUUGAUUAAGGAGAUCUUUCAAAAAUUGUAGAUGAAAUCAAUAAUAAUAUAAAUAAAAAUAAUGGCUUUAAACCUGAAUUAUUAUGAUAAAUUAGAGGACAUUAAUUUAAAAAAAACUAUCUUUUAUUGA
This is a messenger RNA of Paramecium sonneborni, 1016 nucleotides long. The record is from the annotation of a GenBank genome assembly. NCBI's taxonomy places the organism in Eukaryota, Ciliophora, Oligohymenophorea, Peniculida, Parameciidae.